Molecule: messenger RNA, 5463 nt
Organism: Oncorhynchus nerka (sockeye salmon)
Lineage: Eukaryota; Metazoa; Chordata; Actinopteri; Salmoniformes; Salmonidae
Product: E3 ubiquitin-protein ligase RNF126-like
Exons: 9
Coding region: 526-1389 (287 amino acids)
Biological process (GO): protein ubiquitination
Cellular component (GO): cytoplasm
Molecular function (GO): ubiquitin protein ligase activity
Source: RefSeq, a predicted model, not a curated record
AGAACCAAAAAAAUGGCGGAAGCACCUCCAUGGCCCAGCCGGUUUUUCUGUCACAGAUGUUCGGAAGAGAUCAGCCCUCGUCUCCCCGAAAAUGACCUAACACACCUCCAGGCUGUGUAAGGGCUAUUUGACUAAGAAGGAGAGUGAUGGAGUGCUGCCUCAGAUGACCUGACCUCUACCCAAUUGAGAUGAGUUGGACUGAAGAGUAAAGGAAAGCAGCCAACAAGUGCUCAGCAUAUGUGGGAACUCAUUAAAGACUGUUGGAAAAGCAUUCCAGGAUUACACAUGUCCUCGGUGUGAUUCUGGCUUUAUCGAGGAACUGCUGGAGGAGAGACGGUUUGUUGAAUGUGUGACAUCAAAGCAAGCAUUCUGUUGACAUUCUGAAUAAAAAUGUCAGCAACCUUGUCACUAGAUUUUGACACUUGGCAUCACAUAACCUUUUACCUAUGAUUACAGCACUCUGGUCAAGAGGGUGUGAGCACACAUUUAAAUCAAAUCCCUCUCCAAAAAUGCUAACUGUUUUCUAUGUUUCUCUUCCUGAACAGCAGUGAAAAUGGGUCCACAUCCACCAUCUCCAGCGGUGACCAGAACCAACAUCCAUUUGAGAAUGUGGACCCUUCAAAUAUAUUUACGUUCCCCUCGGGUUACGGCCAGUUUGCUAUGGGUGUCUUUGACGACUCCUUUGACUUCGGAGCGGGGCUGGGAGGAGCUGGGUUGGGAGGAGCAGGGCUAGGAGGAGCUGGGUUGGGAACAGAGGACAACCGCGACGCAGAGAAUCGGCGAGAACGGGAGAUGGCAUCACGGCAGCGAUACGGCGCCAGGCAACCUCGCGGUCGCCAUGGCGUCAGGAGGCAGGCAGGGAGACCGGAGGGAGUGCCCACUUUAGAGGGAAUCAUUCAGCAGCUAGUGAAUGGAAUAAUCGCCCCUGCGGCAGUGCCAAAUAUUGGUGUGGGACCCUGGGGCGUGCUUCACUCAAACCCCAUGGAUUACGCCUGGGGUGCCAACGGACUAGAUGCAAUCAUUACACAGUUAUUAAAUCAGUUUGAGAACACUGGCCCUCCACCAGCUGAUGGGGACAAAAUCAUGAGCCUUCCCACAGUCCUAAUCACACAGGAGCAUGUAGGCUCUGGUCUAGAAUGUCCAGUGUGUAAAGAAGACUACAGUGCUGGAGAAAAAGUUAGGCAACUUCCAUGUAAUCAUUUGUUUCACAAUGAUUGCAUAGUACCCUGGCUUGAACAGCACGACACAUGUCCAGUGUGCAGGAAAAGCUUAAGUGGACUGAACACAGCCAUGAAUCCUCCAGGUCUAUCAGGGAUGAACUUUGCCUCUUCCUCUGCACCCCCGUCCUCCAGCUCAACCAGCAAUGAGAACUCGGCCAACAACUCCUAAAAAACAUUUCCCUUCCCACACAACCCAGUGAACUGCCCCUCAGCCAGUUGGGUACCAGUCUCACCCUGUCAAGGGGAGCUGGAGCAACCACCCAGUCUCCUCCUCACCUGGAUCACUGCCUCACACUGGACCGGAGCCAGCAGGAAUCCAAUUAAAUGAGUCAGUAUGUUUCUGCCCCACCCGAGGCUCUCCUCAAGCCUUCAGGAAUGUUGCUUCUUGCUGCGUGGAAGGAUGGAUUCGGCCCUAGCCUGGGGAAGAUAUGGAGGAUAGAAACAUUAGGAGGGUCACUCUCUGGAUAACCUCAACAUGCAACAGAACAAGCCAGUUAGUCCUGCAUUCUGAGGGGGGACUGGGGUGAGAAGACCAGAAAGAUCUCUCCCAAGUCAGUUGUUUUUUUAAAUAUUUUUUUUGACAUGUUUUAUGAGCAUUCAUAUUUGUACUGCUAAAGUUCUUAAAUGAAAACUUUCAGGAGUAAAGGAGGCUGAGUAUAGGAUGUGUACUUGGUUUGGAUUCUGCAGCUAUUUUUUCCAUGGAUUGGAAACAUCUAUCAAAUUUGAAGUGUUUUUCUCAAACAGAAAAGCGUUUACCCGUAAAAGGUAUUUUUACAUUGAAUGAACCAACCCCCAAUAAUUUUCUAAUUGACUGAAGUUGUAUGUGCACCAUUGUUUUGCCCUUUGAAUUAAGAAACAAACUACAUUUGGCUAUGUGUUUUUUGGAGAACAGACUUGGGUGCUGGAUUAAGUCAAAGGUUACUACAUUCCUCUUUGUAACGACAGAGGUAAAGAUCCAGUAGUUAACCUGCUAGACAGAUUCUAACAGCCUUUUCUCAUUCAAUCAUACAUAAUCAGCAAGUUUCAGUGAAUUGGUUUUUUCAAUUUUUUAAUUAUUUUUUUAUUCUAAGUGAAUUCAAUGUUUUUGUACAAUUCACAGUAGACAAGUGAAAUAUCUAGAUUUGCAGAUCAUGUAAAACCCUGAACAAAACAUGAACUGAUGAGAAAAUAAAGAUCUUUAGGUGCUACCACUGUAAUACAAAAUGGCUGUUAUGUGGUGGGCCGUAGCAAGCUAUCUGGUUUAGUUUUUGAGAUGAUUGAGAGCUCUAAGGAGGCACUUCUGAACACAUUUUUAUUUUUAUUUUUUUUAAACGCCGCCGAGUACUAAACUAAUCCAGUCAAAACUCAUGUACUAUCACCUCCAUUUUCUAGCUCACAAAUGACAUUCCUUUGCUGUGAUUUAUUUAUUUGAUUAAUUGUCUGUCACUUGUCUCACAUGAUCUAUUUAGCUCUCCUGUGUCCUACUCCCAGAGAAAAUGAAUAAUAGAAUACACAAGGUGCAAUUUCAGAAUGGUUGUGGGUAUGCAGACCCACCAGCCACUGUCCCCUCAUGAUGAGUUCCAUUUUUUUUUGUGGCUCAUGAAGUUGCCCAUAGCCUGGCAUAGAUGGUAUAGCUUUCAUUUCUGGACUGUAAGAUUGUGCCCUCAAUAGCACUUGAUUGGUAGGUUAUACUAUAUAUAUACAGUGGCUUGCGAAAGUAUUCACUCCCUUGGCAUUUUUCCUAUUUUGUUUGCCUUACAACCUGGAAUUAAAAUUUAUUUUGGGGGUUUUGUAUCAUUUGAUUUACACAACAUGCCUACCAUUUUGAAGAUGCAAAAUAUUUUUGGUGAAACAAACAAGAAAUAAUACAAAAAAACAGAACUUAAGCGUGCAUCACUGGGAUUUUUGCCCAUUCUUCAAGGCAAAACUGCUCCAGCUCCUUCAAGUUGGUUGGGUUCUGCUGGUGUACAGAUAUCUUUAAGUCCUACUACAGAUUUUCAAUUGGAUUGAGGUCUGGGAUUUGACUAGGCCAUUCCAAGACGUUUAAAUGUUUCCCCUUAAACCACUCAAGUGUUGCUUUAGCAGUACGCUUAUGGUCAUUGUCCUGCUGGAAAGUGAACCUCCAUCGAAGUCUCGAAUCUCUGGAAGACUGAAAAAGGUUUCCCUCAAGAAUUUCCCUGUAUUUUGCUCAAUCCAUCAUUCCUUCAAUUCUGACCAGCUUCCCAGUCCCUGCCGAUGGUGUUCUCGGGGUGAUGGGAGGUGUUGGGUUUGCACCAUACAUAAUGUUUUUCUUGAUGGCCAAAAAGCUCAAUUUUAGUCUCAUCUGACCAGAGUACCUUCUUCCAUAUGUUUGGGGAGUCUCCCACAUGCCUUUUGGCAAACAUUUAUUUUUUCUUAUUUUCUGGCCACUUCCGUAAGCCCAACUCUAAGGAGUGUACGGCUUAAAGUAGUUCUAUAGGCAGAUACUCUAAUCUCCGCUUUGCAGCUCCUUCAGGGUUAUCUUUGGUCUCUGUUGCCUCUCUGAUUAAUGCGCUCCUUGCCUGGUCUAUGAGUUUUGGUGGGCGGCCCUCUCUUGGCAGGUUUGUUGUGGUGCCAUAUUCUUUCCAUUUUUUAUUAAUAGAUUUAAUGGUGCUCCGUGGGAAGUGUCUAUUUUUUUAUAACCCCACCCUGAUCUGUACGUCUCCUUUGUUCCUGACCUGUUUGGAAAGCUCAUUGGUCUUCAUGAUGCUGCUUGCUUAGUGGUGUUGCAGACUUUGGGGCCUUUUAGAACAGGUGUGUAUAUAUACUGAGAUCAUACGACACUUAGAUUGCACACAGGUGGACUUUAUUUAACUAGCUAUGUGACGUCUGAAGGUAAUUGGUUGCACCAGAUCUUAUUUAGGGGCAUCAUAGCAAAGGCGGUGAAUACACAUGCACGCACCACUUUUCAGUUUUUUUUUUUUUUUUUUUUUUAGACUUUCUUGAAACAAGUUAUUUUUUUGUAUUUCACUUCACCAAUUUGGACUAUUUUGUGUAUGUCCGUUACAUGAAAUCCAAAUAAAAAUCUAUUUAAAUUACAGGUUGUAAUGCAACAAAAUAGGAAAAAUGCCAAGGGGGAUGAAUACUUUUGCAAGGCACUAUAGUGUUAGGAAAGUUUCUGUGAUUUUUAUUUUCAAUUUUGUCAUUUUAGUAGAGCGACUUGCUGUGAUGAGUGGAUUUUUUUCUUUCUCCUGUACUGGUCCCCUGUGGGAAUCAAACCCACAACCUUGGAGUUGCAAAUGCCAUGCUCUACCAACUGAGGCACAGGGGAUGGAUCCUUUUUGGACGUCUAAGCCUUGACAUUACCCCAUUUGAAGUUGGCAUUUCAAAAAUGAUUAGGUAUGGUUUAGGAUAGUGCAAUCCAGAAUCGUUGGGACGUCCCUAAGCUUUUACUCAUGGAUGUUAUUCUCAUACAAUGGCAGAAAACCAUGUUGUUUCCUCUUUUUGUGGGCAUGCGAUGUUCCUUGAUUAUGGAAGCUGUAUAGGAAAGCUGGUGAAUUAUUGGCAAUGCCCCUAUACUACAUUGCAUUGGAGAAAGUGACAGCUUGAGAUUGUUUUUGUUGAUGUUAUGAUCAAAAUACAAUUGUGGCAAGAAAUGAAGGAUUUCUGAUCCUCGGCGUUGGAAAAAGUACUCAAUAGUUUAAAAGUAAAGAUACUUUAAUAAAAAAGUACUCCAGUGAAAGGCACCCAGUACAGUACUACUUGAGUAAAAGUGAAAAGUUAUUUGGUUUUAAAUAUACGUAAGUAUCAAAAGUAAAUGGAAUUGCUCAAAAGUAUAAAUCAUUUCAACUUCCUUAUAUUAAGCAAACCAGACGGAACAAUCUUUUUUUAUGGAUAGCCAGGGGCACACUCCAACAUAAUUAAUAAAUGAAGCAUUUGUGUUUAGUGAAUCCGCCAAAUCAGAGGCAGUAGGGAUGACCAGGGAUGUUCUCUUAAUAAGUGUGUGAAUUGGACCAUUUUCCUGUCAAAAUGUAACAAGUACUUUUGGGUGUCAGGGGAAAAGUAUGGAGUAAAAAGUAAAUUAUUUUCUUUAGGAAUGUUGUGAAGUAAAAGUUGUCAAAAAUAUGAAUAGUAAAGUACAGAUACCCCAAAAAACUACUUAAGUAGUACUUUAAAAUAUUUUUACUUAAUUACUUUACACCACUGCUGAUCUUCUACUUACUCUUGCAAAUGUACCGAUCCUGUGUUUUAUACCCAGUCCAAUUAUACAGACCUUUAAACAUUAAAAUAGAUUAGCUGAAAAUGA